AUGUUUCAUAUUCCAGAUAAGGUUGGAGUAGCUGACGUGUGGGCUUGUCCGGGUGCUUUGACAGGUGGGAUAAGAAGCGCGAAGGAGUGGUUGGAGUGGCAGGGUGCUCAAGACACCUUUAUGAGCGACGCGCGGAGCUGCAAGUACCAUGCCCAAUUUUUACAACUUCCUGUACAUCUCAGAACAAAUAUUGCUGUUUCUUGGGGGGCGAGCCAGGGGUUCCAGCAGCACUCAGCCGCACUCAGCCGCACGAGUCCGUGGCCCAAAUUGACGCCGUUCGCAAGUGGAGACGGUCUUCGUCUCUCAUGGUCUAAUAAGCCAGGACGUGGCAGGCUCAACACCGUCUUCCUCAACUUGAGACCCUGCCUCUGCCGCAGUGCAGCCUCUGUUCAGCUCGAACUAAGAAGAAUGCUUGCGAAUGAGGUCAAAGAGCGAUCAAUGAGCUCAAUCACCCACUACCGCAGCCCAACAUGCCCAUUCUGUGACCUUAUUGCUAGCGCAAAAAAGCUCGCCUCAGCUGAUGGAUGGGACCUGACCACCACCAAACCAUCCCCUCGCCUCUUCAUCCAGAGCCGGAGUCCGAUGUCUGUGAAAAUUAAUGAAUACACGGAAUACCCUAGUCCGCGAUUACUGCUUGCAGUCGACCAUAAGACGGAUCAUCAGCAGAAUCGCCGGCCACUUCGCGAGAUUGAUCGGGUGAAGCGCAACAGGUACAUUCUGGCCGAGAUUGAACAAGUACCCAGCAGCCCCCUGAAUGAUAGCAAGAGGGAGUUCAUCCGAAGACGGAGUAUUCUACCCCAAUUAAAUAUUCCUCUGAUACAAGACUGGCUGUUACGAUGCAGAACACACAAGCACUCGGCCAGAACACCCAAGAUCGGCACUGGACCAUUUGAUGGCCACCCUUUCCGGUUGAUCGAUGUGACACGAGAAUGCGUGACACUUCAGAUGGAGAGGUGUGAUUAUGUGGCAUUAUCCUAUGUCUGGGGUAACUCCCCCACCAUCCUGGAUCCUGGCCACGAAAAUGGAAGCCAGAUUCUAGUCGCCACUCAACAUAACUUGUCACUGCUGUGUCGUCCACAUGCCCUUUCGGAAUCAGGCCGUAAGCUGGGGAAGAUUCCUCGUACAGUUUCCGACGCCAUGGAGCUAGCUCGCAAGAUUGGUAUUCGAUAUUUCUGGGUAGAUACGCUGUGCAUUGUGCAGGAUGAUGAGCAAGACAAGUCGCGGCUAAUCAGCCACAUGGACGACAUCUAUGAUAAUGCAACCAUCACGAUCAUGGCCUCAGCGGGUGAUAGUCCAGAUGCAGGUUUGCCAGGCAUCAGUCCACGGGCAGGUUUUCCGAUUGAGUCAUACAGUAUACCGGACGAAACAAAUGGGCAGGUCCUGGCCUUGUCCCUUUCUCUGCCAUCUUUGUGUCAUGAAGUGCGGAAGGGUAUGUGGAACACUCGUGGAUGGACAUUCCAGGAACAAAGUCUGUCACAGCGCUGCCUGUACUUGACAAUGAACGAGACCUUUUUCCAGUGUCCAGAGGCUCAAUGGAGAGAGGGGUAUGACUACGAGGACGGAAGCGCAUCAGAAGCACGAAUUCAGAUUCGCACUGGGCCUCCAUGGUGGAGUAAUAGGCUCAGGAAAGAUCCGGACCCUACCCCUUAUCAUUACCUUGGCGAUCCACACAAUGGAUUGGACGCUGAAAGCUACCAACAAGCUGUUCAAGAGUAUAGCCGAAGACACCUGAGACAUCCUGAAGACAUACUCAAUGCCUUUGAGGGGAUCUUCAACCGGUUCCAGCAGAUGCAGGAGGGUUCCGGUGACCUAAAUAUUCGCCAAGCUCAAGGCAUCCCGCCCCAUCUCACGGCGCAGGCAUUACUGUGGUUUCCAUCCGACACAUGCCAGCAACGCGACUCAGCGGAGAGAUUCUCCACCUGGUCCUGGAGCAUCUCGCACGCUCCUCGAAAAAAUUACCCCUUGCACACAGCAGUUGUCCAAUGGCACUUUGGUGGUGCGAGCAGUAGCGUCUGGUCGCACCGUCUGUGGCAGGCUGCAGAGAAUGUCCGAAACCACAAAGAAAAGCACAAGCUCAAUGAAUAUCGGACCACGCGAAAGUUUCUCAACGACGUCGUCGGAAUUCAAGUAAAAAGACUUCUAGACAAAUCUCUUAAUUCAGUUCUGGCCAGUCUUGGGUGUGGCCAACUGGGCUUUAUUGGUGCAUACUUGGGCUCUAGUGACUUUGACAUCGCUGACGCCGUCACGGAGCGGACUCAGCCCUUAGUCGUGUCUGGAGUUCAUGCAGGGCAGUUCAAAUAUGAUGGCAACACUGUCGUACCGGUGACCGAGCUGGUGAUUAUCUUGUGUACGAACACUAUCAUGGGUUCGCCGCGAACAGUCAUGGUAUUCUUAGGUAUGGCCACACAGGAUGGAGUCUCUGUCCGUGUGGGAGUGGGAUAUACACCUCAAUCGAAAGUUGAAACGCAGUUUGUGAUGAGGUCCGUCUGUAUCAAAAUAAUCGGGUCGACAGGGUACGAGAAUCACAUUGCCUUUAAGGCACGUAAGCCUCCUCCAUCGAACCCUGUUUUGACAGUUGGGGCCGAGAUGCCGCGAAUGAUGGAGAGAGACCGGAGUUGGACCGCAAUUCCGGAUAUUACUAGUACCUUACCUCCAAGUACCAAUGCACCCUUCUUUAAAUGA
Messenger RNA from Aspergillus niger, 2682 nucleotides. RefSeq lists its product as uncharacterized. The record is from RefSeq and is a predicted model, not a curated record. Lineage: Eukaryota; Fungi; Ascomycota; Eurotiomycetes; Eurotiales; Aspergillaceae. The transcript has 8 exons. The coding region runs from base 1 to 2682 and encodes 893 amino acids.